GGGAGGGAGGGAGGGUGGCGCGGCGGCGGAACGGCCCGGGCCGGCCGAGUAGCCAUGGGCACCGGGGUGCCGGGCCCCCCGAGAGCCAAGGUCCCUGGCCGGGGUGGGGGACACCCGGGCUGCCAGCCCCGCUGACACCGCCUCGGACGAUGUGAGCCGGCGCCUCCGCCGCUGCUUCGCGGGCAGGGCGCGCGGUCCCACCGGCCCCGCCGCCGUUUUCCGGAUUGGGUUUGGGUUGGGGGCGACCGGACCAGGCCGCUCGAGCUUGGAAGGGGGGCUGGCUGUCUUGGGCAGCUUGAUUGGCGGAGACGACCCACACCGGGGCUCGCAGAUUUUUUUUUCUCCUUUUUUUUUUUUUUAAGCGGCCUUAACUGUCUCUGGCAGCUUGGUUUUGGGGGAGCCUAUAAAAAGGCCUUUCGGGGUUUCUUUUCUCGCGGGGGGAGGGGGCGGUGGUUCCGACUUGGCCAGCCGCCUGUCGGAGGGGGGGAGCAGGGAGCGGGGGCAUGCGAGCCCGGCUCCCCCCAUCAUGAUGAAGACGGAGCCGCGGGGGCCCGGGGGUCCCCUCCGGAGCGCCUCCCCGCACCGCAGCGCCUACGAGGCGGGCAUCCAGGCGCUCAAGCCGCCCGACGCGCCCGGGCCCGACGAGGCCCCCAAGGCAGCCCACCACAAGAAAUAUGGCUCCAACGUCCACCGCAUCAAAAGUAUGUUCCUGCAGAUGGGCACCACGGCGGGGCCUCCGGGCGAGGCGGGGGGCGCCGCCGCCGCCGCCGGCCCCACCGAGGCCCCGCGGGCGCCCGAGCGCGGCGUGCGCCUGUCGCUGCCCAGGGCCAGCAGCCUGAACGAGAACGUGGACCACAGCGCCCUGCUCAAGCUGGGCACCAGCGUGUCCGAGCGCGUGAGCCGCUUCGACUCCAAGCCCGCGCCCUCCGCGCAGCCCGCGCCGCCGCCGCACCCGCCGUCCCGGCUGCAGGAGACGCGGAAGCUGUUCGAACGGAGCGCCCCGGCCGCGGGCGGCGACAAGGAGGCGGCGGCGCGGCGGCUGCUGCGGCAGGAGCGCGCCGGCCUGCAGGACCGGAAGCUGGACGUCGUGGUGCGCUUCAACGGCAGCACCGAGGCCCUGGACAAGCUGGACGCCGACGCCGUGUCGCCGACGGUCAGCCAGCUCAGCGCCGUCUUCGAGAAGGCCGACUCCAGGACCGGCCCCCACCGCGGGCCCGGGCCGCCCCGGGCCACGGCCGCCGGGGCGCCCCCGGUCAACUCGAAGCUGGUCAGUAAGCGGUCCCGGGUGUUCCAGCCGCCGCCGCCACCGCCCGCCCCGUCGGGGGAUGCCCCCGCCGAGAAAGAGCGCGGCCCCGCCGGGCAGCAGCCCCCGCAGCACCGAGUGGCCCCCGCCCGGCCGCCCCCCAAGCCCCGGGAGGUGCGCAAGAUCAAGCCGGUGGAGGUGGAGGAGAGCGGGGAGUCGGAGGCCGAGGCGGCGCCUGGGGAGGUGAUCCAGGCGGAGGUGACAGUCCACGCGGCCCUGGAGAAUGGCAGCACCCGGGCCGCCGCAGCCAGCCCCGCACCCGAAGAGCAGAAGGCCCCAGGGGCCCCCGAGGAAGAGGCGGCGGCCGCGGGGGCGCCUGAGCGAGGGGUGGGCCAUGGCCGGGGCCCGGAGGUGGCCCCGGAGGAGGCGGAUGAGUCCAAGAAAGAGGACUUCUCCGAGGCGGACUUGGUGGACGUGAGCGCCUACAGCGGGCUCGGGGAGGACUCCGGGGGCAGUGCCCUGGAGGAGGACGAUGAAGACGACGAUGAGGAUGGGGAGCCCCCCUAUGAGCCCGAGUCGGGGUGCAUGGAGAUCCCGGGGCUGUCGGAGGAAGAGGACCCGGUUCCCAGCCGGAAGAUCCAUUUCAGCACGGCGCCCAUCCAAGUGUUCAGCACCUACUCCAACGAGGACUACGAUCGUCGCAACGAGGACGUGGACCCCAUGGCGGCCUCAGCGGAGUAUGAGCUGGAGAAGCGGGUGGAGCGGUUGGAGCUGUUCCCUGUGGAGCUGGAGAAGGACUCCGAGGGCCUGGGCAUCAGCAUCAUCGGCAUGGGGGCCGGGGCAGACAUGGGCCUGGAGAAGCUGGGCAUCUUCGUCAAGACUGUGACUGAGGGCGGUGCAGCCCACCGGGAUGGCAGGAUCCAGGUGAACGACCUCCUGGUGGAGGUGGACGGAACCAGUCUGGUGGGAGUGACCCAGAGCUUUGCAGCCUCCGUGCUCCGGAACACCAAGGGCCGCGUGCGGUUUAUGAUUGGCCGGGAGCGGCCCGGUGAGCAGAGCGAGGUGGCUCAGCUAAUUCAGCAGACCCUGGAACAGGAGCGAUGGCAGCGAGAGAUGAUGGAGCAGAGAUACGCCCAGUAUGGGGAGGACGAUGAGGAGACCGGAGAGUACGCCACCGACGAGGAGGAGGAGCUGAGCCCCACGUUCCCAGGCGGCGAGAUGGCCAUCGAGGUGUUCGAGUUGGCAGAGAACGAGGAUGCCUUGUCCCCUGUGGACAUGGAGCCCGAGAAGCUGGUGCACAAGUUCAAGGAGCUCCAGAUCAAGCAUGCUGUGACUGAGGCAGAGAUCCAGCAGCUGAAAAGAAAGCUGCAGAGCCUGGAGCAGGAGAAGGGGCGGUGGCGGGUGGAGAAGGCCCAGCUGGAGCAGAGUGUGGAAGAGAACAAGGAGCGCAUGGAGAAGCUGGAGGGCUACUGGGGUGAGGCCCAGAGUCUGUGCCAAGCUGUGGAUGAGCACCUGCGGGAGACCCAGGCCCAGUACCAGGCCCUGGAGCGCAAGUACAGCAAGGCCAAGCGCCUCAUCAAGGACUACCAGCAGAAGGAGAUCGAGUUCCUGAAAAAGGAGACGGCACAGCGCCGGGUUCUGGAGGAGUCGGAGCUGGCCAGGAAGGAGGAGAUGGACAAGCUCCUGGACAAGAUCUCAGAACUGGAAGGAAACCUGCAAACACUGAGGAAUUCCAAUUCUACUUAGCAGGAAUCUUUCCUUGACCAGACAAUAACUAACCCCUCCCACUGUCCUCCCUCCCGUCCUCAAUAUUUCACCCCACCCCCUACCAGCCUGGGGACAGGUGCCCCGACUCCCCCACCCCUCUGCCCCACCUCCCCCAGCUUCAGGGACCAGAGGGCCCAUAUCACAGGCCCCAUUAUGGUGGCCCCGGGCAGACAGGUGGCUGGAAGGAUGGCCUUCUUACUUCAUGGGGCUGAGGCACAGAGGCCGAGGGAUGCUGAGGGCUGGCCUGGGUGGUGGAUGGACACAAGGAUCUGCAGACCAAACUGCCAGACUUUACAACCUCCAGCCUUUGUCUCUGGACUGGAAUGGGGCUGAGGGCUCUCCCAGCAUUUCACCACCUGGAGGCUGCUCCCUGCCCACAGGCUCCUUGACUUGAGAUUCUACCUUUUUGGCCCCUCCCCUCCCCCAUCAUUGUGCUGUCUCUGUUUCAUUCUGAUCCUCCUGGAAGGGGUUGCCUCCACACCUUCUCCCAUUCCUGUUUCCCCUCCCAGGAGGGAUUGAGUCCACCCCAGAGCCUGGAGGCUGGGCCUGGCCCUGCACUGAUGUCUCAUGUAUCCUUCAGGAAAAGGGGAGUAAGAGUAGGGAGAGGGGGGCAGAAGCCCUCAGUUUCUCCUUGUGCCUCCCACCUGCCCUUCCCUGGUGCCAAAUAGCCAUAACCUCUUCCUGGAACUGUUCUGUGGCCUCUCGGGUCGUUUCCUGUCCAACCCUGGGAAUUCUGGGAUGAGAGGAAAUCAGCUUUUAGGGGGCUGGCUGCAGAGACCUGGUCUUAGGCAAGAGAAGCAUUUCUUACUGAGAGCCAGGCCCUGCCCUGCCCAGGGCCACACAUGGAAGCCUUGUACUAACACCAGAGAUUCAGCCUCACCCACCCACACCCACACCCACACCCACACCCUUCCAAUGUUUUGACUGGAGGGCAACAUUUUACUAAACUUUUUGGAGACCAGGGCUGCCCUGCUGACAGCCUGCUUUCUAAGUGAAAUUGACUUGUUUCCUCACUUUAACCCCAAAUUGGGGCUUGGACCAAGGGAGGUGAGGACCCUCUCAGGUCCCCCUCCCCUUUCAGAAUCCAUCUCUCAUUUUACCCCUCCCUAAUGCCCCUGCCCCAGCCUGGGUUUUUGGCUUCUCCUCAUCCCCUAUAAAUAGACCAUGCCAUCUAUCAGUAUUUCUUCCCUCUCCCCUCCCUGUCUCCAGACGUUUCCCUACCCCUGAAAGAGCUGGCUGUCUCAGUGGCCUGGCCCAUGCACUUCACCUAUGCCCUCGCAGACGGAGGGGGCGGGGCCAGGCAGGUGGGGCCGCAGGCGCUUCUGGUUGCUCUGGCCAGUGUCGGUCCCCAUCCCGCCCUCUGCAGGACUGCGUCUCUGUAUAUAAUAUAUAUAUGUAUGUAUUGUUUCCGGUUUUGUACGGACCAUGCCCUCUGUCAGGUCGUCCCCAUAAACGCAGCCCCCAGA
Messenger RNA from Myotis daubentonii (Daubenton's bat), 4476 nucleotides. It is a transcript of the gene PPP1R9B, whose product is annotated as protein phosphatase 1 regulatory subunit 9B. The record is from RefSeq and is a predicted model, not a curated record. Gene Ontology annotation, biological process: calcium-mediated signaling; actin filament organization; neuron projection development. Gene Ontology annotation, molecular function: actin filament binding. Gene Ontology annotation, cellular component: postsynaptic density; actin cytoskeleton; cytoplasm. NCBI's taxonomy places the organism in Eukaryota, Metazoa, Chordata, Mammalia, Chiroptera, Vespertilionidae.